Molecule: messenger RNA, 783 nt
Organism: Scedosporium apiospermum
Lineage: Eukaryota; Fungi; Ascomycota; Sordariomycetes; Microascales; Microascaceae
Exons: 3
Coding region: 1-783 (260 amino acids)
Molecular function (GO): oxidoreductase activity, acting on the CH-OH group of donors, NAD or NADP as acceptor
Source: RefSeq, a predicted model, not a curated record
AUGCCUUACACUACCGAGUGUCGAAAAUACCUGACGAGCCUUGGGCUCGGCUACGCAUUGGUAUCGGACCUCCUCCUACGCGAACACCAUGUUGUCAUCGCUUCGACUCGUCAUCCUACCAUUCCUAACGCCCUUGAACUUCUUCCACGGCAUCCAUCAUCCUCCAUCGUACAUUUGACGGCCGAGGAGACUUCUCCUAGCAGCGAUGCGUCAGCGGCGGACGCCGCGGCCGGCGCUACGAAACUGUUGGCUUCCCUUUCGCUAGCUGGACACCCACAGAUCGACCAUAUCGACGUCGUAGUCGCGAAUGCUGGUACCUCGGGAAUUCGCCAGUCCAUUCUCGAGACCAGCCAUGCCAAUCUCCUGGAGUGCCUCCAAGUUAAUGCUCUGGCACCUCUCCGCCUGCUACAAACUGCCUGGCCAUUGCUGCAACGUGCCAAAACGCCCAAAUUUAUCUUUAUUGGAAGCGUGGCAGGCAGUGUUUCGGGGGUUGAUGAGACCGGAGGGUGGUCCAAUGCCGUCUACGGAGCUAGCAAAGCUGCAGGCCAUUAUCUGGUAAGGAAGGCUGGAAAGGAGCUAGAAGGCCACCUUGCGGUUGGUGUGAUACAUCCCGGAUGGGUGCAAAGCGAGACGGGAAACAAGAGAGCCGUUGCCCAAGGUUUGGAAAAGGCCCCGGUAACUCUGAAGGCGUCGGUGGAAGGAAUCCUCGACGAAAUAGCACGGAUGGCCCCAGGGAAGGAUGCUGGAUUUCGCACCUUUGAUCACGGUAAUAUUGCGUGGUAG